AACACAUUGAGAUCACUCACAGAAAAAGGCCAACCAAAUGGAGUCUUACAUAUUGACCAUUUGCUUUCUUUAAAAUCCAUCCUCUUCACACAUAUCUACAUUCACAAGCUUAUUUUCAUUUCUUAAAGAAAAGUAACGUAUUGAGACUUUUAAAAAUGAGGAGCUUCUUCUUCUUCUUCUUCUUCAUCUUCUUCAAAGGAUCAUUCGCAGCUGCAGGCAAGUUUUGGAGCAGAAUAGAAAUGGCUGAGAUGAAUGGCUAUGGGGAACACAAACUCUCCUCCGUAGUUAUCACCGGCUCUAUUCUCUGCAACACCCCUGUUUCAGGUGCCACUGUUGCUAUCAAGUGCCAUACUGGAUUCAAAAAGAGAUCAAAAUGGGUAAAAGCUGUUACUGAUGACUUUGGAGAAUUUGUUAUCCAUCUUCCUUCUCAUCUUCACGCAAUUCCUCACUUGGAAAAGGCAUGUUUCAUCAAACCAGUACAUGUGCCUAAGCACUAUCAGAGCUGCUAUAAGACUUUUUCCAAAUCCAAUAUACACAAAGGUAUCAAACUUGUUUCGUCCAGAAAUGGCUUCCGUGUCUACACCUCAGGGAGUAUCAAGUUACAUGGUUACAGUUCAAGAUUAUCCCAAUCUCGUAAAGCCGACAUGUAAACACAAGAUUUAAUAAGAAACAACUGAUACUUGUGGAAAAAGCAUGUGUUAACAUUUUAUGUUCCUCACUUGUUUAGCUGGCGCUCUAGUCACAGAACUAUGUUGAGUCUCUCUACAUUGUUUAUCAUAUUCACAGUGUAAGAACAUAAACGUAUUUUCCAUACUUUUUUUUUAAAACAUAUCUUCCAUACUUUUGGUA
Messenger RNA from Eutrema salsugineum, 849 nucleotides. RefSeq lists its product as uncharacterized. The coding region runs from base 156 to 650 and encodes 164 amino acids. The transcript is spliced from 2 exons. The record is from RefSeq and is a predicted model, not a curated record. Lineage: Eukaryota; Viridiplantae; Streptophyta; Magnoliopsida; Brassicales; Brassicaceae.